Messenger RNA from Lodderomyces jiufengensis, 1854 nucleotides. It is a transcript of the gene GPI1, whose product is annotated as phosphatidylinositol N-acetylglucosaminyltransferase. The record is from RefSeq and is a predicted model, not a curated record. Gene Ontology annotation, cellular component: endoplasmic reticulum; membrane. Gene Ontology annotation, biological process: GPI anchor biosynthetic process. The coding region runs from base 1 to 1854 and encodes 617 amino acids. Lineage: Eukaryota; Fungi; Ascomycota; Pichiomycetes; Serinales; Debaryomycetaceae. The transcript has a single exon.
AUGAGUAUUAGAUAUGAUGAGAAAACUACUUCCAUACAAAUAUAUUUUCCAAAUGAUUUGAAGAAAUAUUUUAAACAUGACAAUGUCUAUCUACUAGGGUACGAAUUGAACAAUGUUUACAUAAUUCUAGACUGUGUUGAAGAUAAAAUAGUCGAAAUUAAAGACAUAAAAAAUUCAUUAGACUUAAAGAUAGUUGGAUCAAUUAAUAAUAAACAAACUAACAAGCUACCCAUUCAAUUACAUUAUGAUAAAUCAAACAAUCAAUUUAUAAGUUCAAUCAAUUGCAUGACAAUCAACUUUGAUCCUCCAAACUUCAAAAAUCUAGAAUAUUUUUCAAUCGAGCCAAUUCUUUUACAGUCCAUGGGAGAAUCCAAGUCUAAAACAAACUCAUUAAUAGAUUCAAAAUUAAAAUUCUAUCAACCAGCAAAGGUAAUUGAUCCAGCAAAUCUAUCAGUAUCAGAUGAUCAAGUUUUGGAGAAAAUCAAUCAAAUUCAUCGAAAUAGAUUAUUAUUUAAGAAAAUAAAAAGAAAUGGCACAAGCUUAUUGAAUUUGAUAUUCAAGCUUGUCAUUACUUGGUUUGUAAUCCCACUAGUAAAAUUAAUACAAUCAUUCAUUAUCUCAUUAAUACAAUUUAUAAAUACACCAAUAUUUGGACCAUCUUUGGUAAAAAUAUCCAAAGUAUUCCGUCAAUUUGAUUUAAGACUAAAGCAAUUUAAUUAUUUCCCAAUUCAAUUUUUAUGUUAUUACGACCGAAGUAUAUUAUAUCAGCAAAAUUCUCCAAUAAUUAAAGAUUUGAAACUACCAAUAUUUAACAAUAAUCUUAAUAUUAAUAAUUCAAAUUACAUUAAUCUAUAUAAUUCAUUAUGGCUAAUUUUCAAUGAUAUACUACUAGGUUGGUCAAUUUACACAAUACUAGUCACUCGUCAGGAAAAGAUAUUCAACUUUAUUGACUCCACUAUUUUGGACAAAACAUUAUUCAAAGAUAUGAUGUCAUUAAUUACUUGGGUAUCAAGUAAACAUCCAGCAGGUUUUAAAUUAAAUACAGAUUUAGGUCAAUUUUUUGGGGAAUUAUAUAUAUGGACGAUAAUGUUUUGGAAAAAUCAUGUACAAAGUUUAACUAUCUUCCAAAAUAAAUCGACAUUGUUGUUUAUUCUGAAAAAUUUAUGUUUUUAUGGUGGUGCUUCUUUUUUCAUUUGCUUUUUAAUUGAUUUAAUUAGUUUGUUGACUUUUCACAUAUUUGCAUUUUAUUGUUGUGCUGCAAAAGUUUAUAAAAGACAAAUUGAAAUUAUAAAAUCUUUAUUUCAAUUGUUUCGUGGUAAAAAAUAUAAUGUAUUAAGAAAUAGAAUUGACAAUUUAAAUAAUUAUGAAACUGGUGAUAUUUUUGAAAUUGAUCAAUUAUUACUUGGUACUUUGUUGUUUAUGAUAAUGAUUUUUUUACUACCUACAAGUUUUGCAUUUUAUUUGAUGUUUUCAAUUAUACAUAUAAUAACAUUAAUGAUUUAUAAUUUAUUAGAGAACAUUACAAUUAUAUUAAAUUUCACACCAAUAUUUGUUUGUUUGCUUAAAUUCAAAAAUUCAAAAAGAUUACAAGGUGGUAUUAAAUUUGAAUUUGUUAAAAAUGAAAACAACAUAAGUUUUUUAAAUUUAUCAAAUAAAUCAUUGACUUAUCUGGAAAUUUUCGUCAAUUUUAUAAAGUUGUUUAAAAGAGCUAAAAAUUUCAGAGAUUCGAUAUUGCCAAAUCUAGUUUCUGGUGAUAUUAUAAAUUUCAAAUAUGAUUAUAAUCUAAAGUUCAUGUAUUUGAUGUUACCAGAAGAAUAUACUGAAACAACUAGCGUUUGGAGAUAUGUUAAGUAG